Engraulis encrasicolus (European anchovy) is the source of this 564-nucleotide messenger RNA. RefSeq names its product cornifelin homolog B-like. The transcript has 4 exons. Lineage: Eukaryota; Metazoa; Chordata; Actinopteri; Clupeiformes; Engraulidae. Bases 132 to 497 code for a protein of 121 amino acids. The record is from RefSeq and is a predicted model, not a curated record.
UUUUGGAUCACAUCCUAGAAUGUUUUCUUUUGCCUUUGUUUGCUGUAUUUGAGAUUCUGAGGAACCGGCAGAAAUCUUCUUGGGUGAAGCAACUGCGUUGACUCGUGUCGGCUGCAAACCCACCAAAGAAGAUGGCCGGUGCCAAAAAUCAAGUAAUUCCUGUAGUGUCGCAGCAACCAAGGCAAAACCAGCAGUCAAGAGCCUCUAAAUCUGCUUCCCAGAAGACAAGAUGGUCAACAAAGGUCCUUGAUUGCACAGCUGAUAUGCCCGUCUGCAUCUGCGGAUGGUGUUUUGGUCCAUUAUUGGCCUGCCAACUGGCUAAGAGAUAUGAUGAGUCUUGCUGUCUUCCCUUUUUGCCGGGGGGUGUAGUGGCGCUGCGAACAAAGAUGAGACAGAAAUACAACAUCGAGGGAAACAUUUUGGAUGAUGCCAUGGCAUCGUUUUUCCCAUGCACCCUCUGUCAGAUGGCCCGCGAGUACAAAGCACGUCACACAUAAUGUGAAGAGCAGCUCUCAACCUGAAGCUUGUCUUUGACUGAUUGAAUAAAGACAAAGAGAGGCUUCA